Molecule: messenger RNA, 911 nt
Organism: Anolis sagrei ordinatus
Lineage: Eukaryota; Metazoa; Chordata; Lepidosauria; Squamata; Anolidae
Source: RefSeq, a predicted model, not a curated record
UCUCUUUCUCUCUCUGGAGGGGGCUCUGCCAUGAGGCUUGCUUGGCUGCUGCUCCUGCUCCUGCUCAGCCACUGUCCCUUCUCCCAGGAGCAAGAGGAGGGAGGCGAAGGCGAUGUCAGGCUCUGCGGGCGAGACUUUGUGCGCGCCGUCGUCUUCACCUGCGGAGGCUCCCGGUAUAGGAGGAUCUCCCCAAAAGAGGACCAGGCGCCCCCGGCCCAGGAGACCCUCGGCUUUCUGCAAAUUACCGGAGACAAAGGACAAGAAAACAAUAAUUUGCUCUCAGCUUUAGAUCCUACCGUGAAUCAGCUGCAAAGUCUCCGCCAACCAGCUAAGGAGCCGUCAUUGAAAGACUUGCUCAUUUUAUAUGAUAACUAUAUUGAAUCUGUUCCUCUUUCUGAUACCUUCACUGAAUAUAUUCGUCACACGGAGGAUGUAGCCCGCAAAAGAGGAGGGGAAACGGAGCCGGAUAAUUCAAACAACCUGAAUCACUUUCCCUGGGUCAAAUACCCACGAAGAAAACGUGACCUUGAGAAGAGGCUGUCCGCAAUAUGCUGUUCUUUGGGAUGCAACCAAUCACUUCUUAGCAGACUAUGUUGAGAAUAUGCACGUUUAGUUUUCCAAGAACAGACUUACAGGCAGUUACAACACUACUUAGCUAUAUAGAAUCAUAGAGACUUUGCGGGCCAUCCAGUCCAACCCCCUGUUAUUAUGUCCUUGUUUCUUUUUAGCCACCCUAUAGACAAGGCAUGGGCAAACUUUGGCCCUCCAGGUGUUUUGGACUCCAACUCCCACAAUUCCUAACAGCCUCAGGCCUCUUCCUUUCCCCCCUGAGCCGCUUAAUCUUUUUAUUGGAACCAUAUUCUGUGCUUAUCAUAUUUGUACAAUUUUAAUAAAAACAUUUUCCCUUAAAA